Molecule: messenger RNA, 519 nt
Organism: Clonostachys rhizophaga
Lineage: Eukaryota; Fungi; Ascomycota; Sordariomycetes; Hypocreales; Bionectriaceae
Source: the annotation of a GenBank genome assembly
AUGUUAAAUGCCUCAUACGUAUUCCUGGACCUGCCUGCUGAGGCCGCGGGACCAUUUGGCGAGCUUCAGAAAGAUAUCAAACGUAUUUCACCGACGAAAGAAACCAACGAAGAGGCAGCUAUAUAUAAAUAUGGCUGCCCAGAAUCAUGCGCAAAGUUUUCAACAGUGUUUGCCCAAAAAAGGAUCAAGGCCGAUUGUAUAAAACAAAUCUUAGCCGAUGCACAGCUGAAACUUGGUAAGGGCCAAUCAUAUAGGCCGUAUGUAUACGGAUUAGACCGUGGUGGCUUCUUUACGAAAUUGGGCUCUAUUGGGCUAGCAUUUCUUCUCUCGAACACAACUCGCAUUUCAAUCAGAUCCGAGGGUAAUAUACAGACAUCAGACUGGCACACCGGCUCGGGUUUACUAGUUAUGGGAGGGACAACGGUGGUAUUUGAGGAGGCGAAAGAAGGCAAUACGGAGGAAGGUGAGAACAGGUUUCGGUAUUACUUCAGUAUGAUAUCAGUUGAAUCCAUUUCCUAA